This is a messenger RNA of Lucilia sericata (common green bottle fly), 1989 nucleotides long. Its product is annotated as proton-coupled amino acid transporter-like protein CG1139. The transcript has 7 exons. The record is from RefSeq and is a predicted model, not a curated record. Gene Ontology annotation, cellular component: vacuolar membrane. Gene Ontology annotation, molecular function: amino acid transmembrane transporter activity. NCBI's taxonomy places the organism in Eukaryota, Metazoa, Arthropoda, Insecta, Diptera, Calliphoridae. Gene Ontology annotation, biological process: amino acid transmembrane transport. Bases 354 to 1781 code for a protein of 475 amino acids.
GUCUUUUUGUUCAGAUGUAAACAUUUUAUUCUAAACAAAGCAAGUAACAAUAUCUGUGGCCGUAAUCACUGACUCAACAAUUAAAAAUUUAGUUUCAUAUUCAAUGAAAUAGUUGACACUAUAAUUAAGAAAAAAUAUUGAUUUAUCUAUUUUAUAAUAAAUCUAGUAACCCUCUAAAUAAUUUUAUUUUAAGGAGUAAAUAAAUUGAAAAAAUAAAUGGAGGAUCUAACACCCUUGACAAAUCUUCAACAGGUUUAACUAAAAAAUAAACAAAGUUGAAUUGCAGAUUACUUCUUUUUAUUAUUGGAUUUUUUAUUUGGAUUUUUUCUUUUUGAACAUCACUUAAGAAAAAAAUGACUGAAAGGCAGCCUUUGUUACAAUCCGAUCGACUGGACAUUGAAACCCGUUCUAUACCACGACCCGAUCUACGAAACUCCCCAGACAAUAUGUUGGUCAGCAUUCAAAGUGAAGAAUGUUUUGAAGAAACUACUGAAAAUGACAAUAAGAACGAUUACAAUCCUUCUAUGCAUCGUACCUUGGAUCAUCCCACAUCUAAUUUAGAUACAAUGAUACAUUUAUUGAAAGGUAAUAUUGGCACGGGUAUAUUAGCUAUGCCAGAUGCCUUUAAAAAUGCCGGUUUAUAUAUGGGCUUAUUUGGAACUUUAAUAAUGGGAGCAAUAUGCACUCAUUGCAUGCACAUGUUAGUACGAUGUUCUCAUGAAUUAUGCCGACGUUUACAGCAUCCCUCCUUAAAUUUUUCUGAAGUUGGUUAUUGGUCGUUUGAAACUGGACCGGUUUCUUUAAGACGUUAUGGAAAUGUAGCAAGGAAAAUUAUUACAACAUUCCUGUUUAUAACUCAAAUGGGAUUUUGCUGCGUUUACUUUCUUUUCGUUGCUUUAAAUGUGAAAGAAGUCGUAGAUCAUUAUUUCAUUAAAUUGGAUGUACACGUUUAUUUAAUGUUAAUGCUUAUACCAAUGAUCGUCUUAAAUUUGGUGAAAAAUCUAAAAUACCUGACUCCAGUUUCUUUAUUUGCCGCAAUAUUAACAGUGGCAGGCUUGGCUAUAUCCUUUUUCUACAUGCUACAAGAUUUACCGCACACGAGCACGGUAAAACCAAUAGCAUCUUGGUCGACACUACCCUUGUAUUUCGGAACAGCUAUUUAUGCUUUUGAGGGUAUUGGUGUUGUACUUCCAUUAGAGAAUAAUAUGAAGACACCUGAAGAUUUUGGAGGAACUACCGGAGUUCUUAAUACUGGAAUGGUGAUCGUAGCUUGCUUAUAUACAUCAGUAGGAUUCUUUGGAUACCUUAAGUACGGCGACGACGUAAAAGGAAGUAUAACAUUAAAUUUGCCACAGGAUGACAUAUUAUCGCAGUUGGUUCGAAUAGCUAUGGCUGUUGCAAUUUUUCUGUCAUAUUCAUUGCAAUUUUAUGUGCCUGUAAACAUUGUAGAACCAUAUGUGGAGAGGCAAUUUGAAACAGUCCGAGGAAAAGAAUUAGCAGCAACUACUUUGCGUAUAGUUUUGGUCACAUUUACAUUUAUUUUGGCUGCUUGUAUACCAAACUUGGGCCCAAUUAUUUCGCUUGUAGGCGCAAUAAGUAGUUCAGCAUUAGCUCUUAUUGCUCCGCCAAUUAUUGAAAUUAUCACAUUUUGGCCUGUAGGCUUCGGUCGCUAUAAUUGGAUUAUGUGGAAGGAUAUUGGAAUUCUUAUUUUUGGGCUGUGUGGUUUUGUUUUCGGUACAUAUGCAAGUAUAGCACAAAUUUUAAAUCCAAGUAUAGUUUAAUAUGUCUCAUGUUUAAAAAAUUUUAUGAAAAACAAACUUAAAAUAAUCACGAAUUUCAGUGUUCUAUUUAAAAUAUUCUUAUUUAUAUUUUUAAAGUGGUGCAUUUAAGUUAGAUAAUCUAUUUAGUAUUUUUAGCAGAUGUUUUUUAUAAUAAGAUUACCAAAAACUAAAAUAAAUAAAAUCUCGCAUUCUGUAGAGUAUAUUUUAA